Messenger RNA from Ictalurus punctatus (channel catfish), 8861 nucleotides. Its product is annotated as up-regulator of cell proliferation. The record is from RefSeq and is a predicted model, not a curated record. The transcript has 2 exons. Lineage: Eukaryota; Metazoa; Chordata; Actinopteri; Siluriformes; Ictaluridae. Bases 2984 to 7717 code for a protein of 1577 amino acids. Gene Ontology annotation, molecular function: GTP binding.
CCAGAAAAGGUGUCAUUCAGCCGCUAUUUCCUGUAACAGGAAGUUAAUCUACUUUCACUUUGGGGUUAUAAAUUCUGAUCAUAACCAGCUGCAGAGACAUCACCCUGAGCACUUGUCUCAGCUGGGAGUACAUUUGGUAAGCAAAUAUAACACUUCAUAAUUUUCUACACUACACGUUUAUUUUUGUCCUCAUUUUGUUGUCAGCUAUAAACAUUUGAUUUUACUGUUCCAUCUACAAGGUUUAAUGGGUGUUUUACAGAACAUACACGUCUGUGUUGUUUGCAAGAAAAGAGAAGAAAUAAAAAUAUGAGAUUUUGUAUUGGAGACAUUGGAGGUUAUUUGCCUACAUAUUUUUUAAAAUAUAUUUUUCUUAGCUUGUUCAGGAACCUGGUCUGAUAAUGAAAUUAUAUUAUGGCAAUUGCUGGUGGGGAGGGGAAGAUCCCACCUCCCACAUUGUCCAGUUCCCAAAGCUGUGCAAUCUGUCUCCGAUGGGGUCUACUACUGUGUCUGUUUUCAGUGGAAUUUCACGAUUAGAAUUAUUCUAUAUGAGGAGUAGUAUAUGAAGAGUAGUAUUGCCUCAGCACUGUGAAUACAUAUACAGAGGUGCAUUCCUCUGUAUGGUACCCCUCCCAGUGUAUAGGAACAGCAUGCAUAAACCCUGUCCUUUAGAGUCGAGUAGUAUUAUGAGGUAUGUUGGUCUGCUGUCUAUUUAAUCCAUUUUUUAAGUAUAUUUAUGUAGUUCUUUUAACAAUGGACAUUUUCACAAAGCAGUUUUACAGAAGUCCAGAUAUAGAUUUAAAUUCCCCUAAUGAGGAAAACAGCUGACAUUAGGAAGAAAUCUUUAGAGGAACCAGACUCAAAAGGGAACCCAUCCUCUUCUGGGUGACACCAUAUAGUGAGAUUAUAAGUCAUUACCCAUCCACAGGUUUGUACUGUCGAGAUAAGCAGUGUUAAGUGUGAGAGGAUCUUGAGUAUGAGCCUCAGAGUCAUUUCUGAUUUCUUUAGAGUUUUAACUUUAAGUGUGAAUUGUGUAUGGGGGACGGGGGUAAAAUAAAAUAGUAGUAUUUUAUAAUCAAUGCAACAUUUUGGUCAAAUCUUCUGGUUCUAGUAAGGACUCUGGUUGCUGCAUUCUGGACUAAUCAGAGCUUGUUUCUCCACCUGCUGGAACAUCCAGACAGCAAGGCAUUACAAUAAUCCAAACUAAAGGUGACAAAAGCAUAAACUAGUUUUUCUGCAUCAUUUCUUAUCUUAGCAAUGUUUUAUCUUAGCUAUUUCUGAGAUGAAAAUGGCUAUCCUAAUAAUAGUAUCUACAUGAGCUUGGUAAACAACAAGGUAUUUUACUGCUGCACAUGGUAUAACUGAAUGGCCAUCCAUAGUUACUACAUAAUCACAAAGCUUACUUUUAGCUGCAUUUGAAGUAAAGUAUUUAUUUAUUUUCAGAAUUAAGUAGAAGGAAGAUACUAAGCAUCCAGUGUCUAACAUCCACAUUCCGAAUCUAUUCAAAUAACAUUCCUCAACUUUAUUAAGCUGGUGUCUCUCAUAUGGCAUUGAUGGAGCACAUAGCUGUGUGUCAUCAGCAUAGCAGUGUAAGCUAAUACCAUGUUUACAAAUAAUUUGACUUAGAGGUAGAAGAUAUGGAGAAAAGAGCAGUGGGCCUAAAAUAGAACCUUAUGGAACACCAAACUUUAUUAUGCAUAGUGAAGCCACCAUUUGCAUCUACAAAUUGAUAACAGUCCGUUAAAUAAGACCUGAGCCAAGGAAGGGCUGUUUCCCUAAUUGCAACAACUUUUUCUAGUUUAUCUAUUAUGAUAAUUAUGAUAAAUGAUAUCAAAAGCUGCAUUAAGGUCAAGCAACACAAACAGGUAGGUAGGUAAUUCACUACUUUAACCAGCACUGUCUUAGUACUGUAAUGAAACCCUGAAUGAUAGAUUUCAUGAAUGUUAUUGCCAUGUAAGUAUAAGCCUAACUGCUGUGCUAUGUCACCGUGCUGCAUUGGGAUAGGGCUAGAGCAUAUUACAUCAUCAUCCAUUGUCUUUGCUAAUUUACAUACAUCUUAGUAACUUCUGAUUGAUGAAGCUGCAUAUCCUUAGCUCCUCCGAACUUCAAAAAUAGCUCUUUACUUGCCUAAGACCCUGUGUCCAGAAGGAGUGGAGGCUAAGCUCUGGAUUUCUGCCCCUGUAAUAUAUAACAGACGGCUUUUAGCAAUCAACCAUUGAAUGUGAGCAAUUGUAUAUGAUGAAGGCUGAUUUAGUCUCUAGGCUACUGGGUUAACUUGUUUUAAACUUUUGAUAGGACCAAUGAAUCCAAUCUCAAUUUUAGGUCUCAGUUGAAUGGCUAGACCAUUUGUCUGGGACAUAAGUGAGGCAAUAAAAAGGUUUAUCUUAUUUGUAGGUGAGGUCUGUGGCACGGCAUUGCUCAGAUCUUAUAUUGUAUUAUAGCUAUUUGUGAGUCCAAUGGGUAAGAAGGUGAGGGAGUUUUCCGAAUAUUCUGCCCAAAAUUUUGAGUUUGAGAUUACACUGGUUAUAGAGAUAGAGCUAGUGGAAACUGGGGGAAAACAUACUUUAUUCAUGCAUUUUGAGAAAUUAACAAAUGUAAUACAAGCAUAAUAAAUAAUAAAAAUGAACAGUAGUUCACAGUAAUUAUGAUUGGCAUUCAAUAGCUUAUGCUUGUCAAUGAGGUCUAAAAUAUUACUACAUAUAAUACUGGCAGCAGUAAAGCAUGAACUAUCACAGGGGUUUUCAAAUCUGCAUCAAAUCAUGUUCUGUAUUUCUCCAAGUAUUUCUGAAAAUCUGUAAUUACCAACAAACCUAUGAUGAAGAAACACAGAUGAAAGUAUAAACUACACACUAGCAUUUUAGAGUAUUAAAUGUUUGUUCUAAUAUUUAUUCAUGUUUUUUUAUUAUUAUUAAUUUCAUACUAUGCUAAUAUACUUUGAUUAAUAAUACUUUGUAACUGCAAGCCAACUACCGGUGUCUAAUUAAACAUGUUUCCUUUUGUAAAAGACUGUGGCUCAGGAUCCACACAAAUGGAGUUAAAGCAGCUCAAAGAUGAUUUUCGUGCAUUUUUUAAAAGACUGGGACUUGAAAAGUACUACCCAAACAAGCUGACUCAGAGGUCUUUGCUGGAGAUCAACAGUGCCAGUGUAUCUGAUGAAGAGGUUCACUCAAUACAAGCCUUACCAUGGGCUUUCCUACGCAAAUUACUGAUGGCUAAUUCAAAUUCAAGAUCUUUAUGUGUACCUGGUGAAAAUAAAGAAACAGAUGACAUGUUUGCUGAGCAGAGCUGUGAUGCUACUCCAAAUCUUCUAGAUCUCCACACUGCCCUCUUUGUCUGUGCAGACAGUUUCCUUCAGCAACAAAUAGCACUUAAAAUGUCAAUGUGCCAGUUUGCAAUACCAUUUCUGUUACCUCCUGGAGUACAUGAUCAAAGCACUCUUAUGUUAUGGGCUCUUAGAGGUAUCCUGAAAGAAUGGCGUCCACAUUCAAUGUCAGAAUCUAAAGGGUUUGUUGAGGACAGUGUUGUUCAUGCAAAAAUUCCCUUGAUAUCAUUUGUGAGGUUAAGCAACUGCAGUUUGUCCAAGUCACAGGUUUUGAACCAAGUGCUCAACAAGUCACAGCAGCACCAUGACUUCUUUUCACAUCGAGAAAUGAUUGGAGGAUCUGCUCGAAGGGUAAUCAGUAAUGGGAUGGUUGAAAUCUGCUGGAGUCUGCCAUGUGGAAACAAUAGUAUCGAUGUCUUUCCUGAACCAGUGGCUAUUGCUAAUUUAAGAGGAGAUGCUUUCACUUUUGUAACACACUUCAGUUUCCUUACUCAGGUGUCAACAGCUGUCUUUGUGUUCCUAGACAGUGUUGACAAAAAUGAGCAAAGGUUGUUUGACUCUUUACAAGGAAUGAAAACUAAUAUCUUUCUUGUGGUUAAUGCUCAGAAAAAUAUGAGCCAGAAUGUGAAGUCUUCUAUCAAAGCAGCAGUUGAUACUCUGCAAUUGGAAAAAAAUCACACCAUUGUUAAAAGCCAAACAGUGAAUAUGGCUAAUUUCUCAAAUAUGAUCAGUUCUGCCAUUAACAAAGUGCUAAGUGAGAAUCACAGAUCAUCAAUCACAGAAAUUGAGAGUAUGAAGAAAAUUGCUCAGGAAUUUGGUCUUUGCAUUGAUGAAUGUGAAAACAGAGCCUGUGAAUCAGCAGAGGAAAAAGCAGAGAAAAUCAUGAAAAGUAUUGGAGUUCGUCAAAUAGUGGAAUAUAAAAAGACACGGCUGCCACUGCAAGGUGAAAAUUGGAAAAGACUGGCUCAGAUAGAAAAAGAGGAAUGCCGAUUACAACAACCAGGAGGGUUGACUUUGGAGGAGUAUAAGGUCAAACUUCAAAAAGACAAAGAUGACAUUUGGAAGAAACAAAGCAACUAUAAAUUGACAGAAACAAUGGACAUCUUAAUAAAGGCAUUAUCAAACUCUGAUGACAUUGAGCGAGCCUUUUUUCUCAGAUGGCUGGGACUAAAACUGGACAUGCGAUCGCGCAAAGACAUGUCAAACCUACGGAAAGAAUAUUCAAAGUGUGAACAACAAAAGGACAGAGAUGGUAUAGUUCGAAUAGACCAGGAGCUUCUUGAUUGUUCUCUUGGCAUAGAGCACUACAUGAGAGAAAUGGGACAAAUCUAUGAGGUUGCUUCAUUUGGUUCAACUAAAAAGUCUGACAGAAUAAGCAGUCUCCCUACUCUGGCUGCCAAAAUGCUUCUAGCUGGGUUUCCUCUUGAACUACUCGAUGGAGAUGCAUCAAAUAUCCCAGAGAAAUGGGUGAGUGAUGUUCUCAUGGAGCUUCACAGGAUGGUUGGCCAGAAGAGCCAUUUGCUGGUUAUCACUGUGUUAGGGGUUCAGAGUACGGGUAAAUCAACACUGCUCAACACUAUGUUUGGAGUUCAGUUUGCAGUGAGCAGUGGACGAUGCACACGUGGAGCAUUCAUGAUUUUCCUUCCUGUGGGCAAAGACUUGAAGGAGGAGUUACUUUGUGACUUUGUCCUUCUGAUUGAUACAGAGGGUUUGAAAUCACCAGCACUGGCACAACUGGAAGACAGUUAUGAACAUGACAAUGAGUUGGCCACAUUUGUGAUUGGUCUGAGUGAUGUAACCAUCAUUAAUGUAGCAAUGGAGAAUUCCACAGAGAUGAAGGACAUCUUACAGAUAGCAGUUCAUGCUUUUUUACGGAUGAAGGAAGUUGGUAAAAAAACAGUCUGCCACUUUGUCCACCAAAAUGUUGCUGGUGUAUCUGCAUAUGACAAAAACAUGACAGACCGAAAAAAGCUCCUGGACCAAUUAAAUGAGAUGACAGUGAUUGCGGCUGAAAUGGAAAAGCAGCCUAAUGUGAAGAAAUUCACAGAUGUAUUGGAUUAUGAUGUGGAAAAGAAUAACUGGUAUAUACCAGGUCUAUGGCAUGGAACACCACCAAUGGCACCAGUUAAUACAGGCUACAGUGUAGCUGUGUUGGAUUUUAAGAAAAAACUCUUGGAAAUGCUUAAAGUGAGAAAAGAUGAACAACCUUCCCAGAUCCCAGAGUUCCUGCAGUGGAUGAGUAACUUGUGGAAGGCCGUGAAGUUUGAGAACUUCAUCUUUAGUUUCAGAAACACUCUUGUGGCCCAUGCCUAUGAUAACCUUUGCAGAGAGUUUUCUGAAUGGGAAUGGUCUUUCAGAAGACAUAUCCUCGCUUUGUUUGCUAGUGCAGAAGUUCAAAUAUCUAACACUGAAAGCAGCAGUGUUCAUGAGGUUGUUGAGGCACUUCAAAAUAAUUCACAUAAAGAGAUUGCAGUUCAAACAAAAGAAAUUACUGACAAAUUGAAAGACUACUACAAAAGGAAAGAUCAUAAUGUGCAUUUAGUGGUAAAGUACAAAGCUGAUUUUUCCAAUAGCAUUAAAUCUCUGGAGAAAGAAAUGAAGCAGGAUGUUAAACAGAGAUUAUUUACUGCUGCUGAGAAGAGGAGAAACAAGGAGAAAGUUGAAGAGAUUCAAAAUAAGCAAGCUGCUAUGAUUGAGUGUAAAGUUCGGCAGUUACUGCAGAAUUACAAAGAUCGUAACGAUGCAGUGUCUGAUGAUGACCUCAUGGCUGAUUUUGAGAGAAUGUGGAAUAGAGAAGUGGCAAACAUCACUGGUCUAAAAGAAAAAGAUGUUCCCGCUGAUGUUUUGAAGCAACUGCGAGCAAGUUUAGGAAAUCGCCAAGUCAUGGAGGAUUUGCAGAACGUUAAGAGUUUGACACAAUAUGGGCAAGAAGAUUUCAAGGCCAAGAAAAGACAUGUAAACUUGGGGAAAAAAAAUGAAAAAACAAAACAUUUUCUUAAGACAAAAAGUCUAAAACAAGACCUACAGAUUGUUGCAGUUGAUGUCAUUACCAGUUGUAGUAGGAUGAUUGAACAGUUCACACAAUCCAAAAGUGAUUACCAAGAGACAUUUACAAAAGAUGUGCUUGAUGAAAUUGAUGAACACCUUAAUAAAGCAGGCUCCAAAUUCAAUACCAAAUUUGAAUUUGACCUGAAAUUGCACAUUUGUGGCAUUGCCUCUCGGAAAUUCCUUGAGAUGCACAGGAAGUAUCUCACUGAGCAUGAUCCAUUAAAUCAUGUACAGAAAUUUAAGAGGCAGUAUCUCUCUGAUUUCAUUGAUUUGUACAGAAAGAGGGACCAGUGCCAGAGGAAAGCACAAGACUUCACUCAGCUCUGUCUCAAGCCAGCAGUGACUGAGUACAUCGACCAGUCCCUCGGACCUGACAUUAUUGAUGCAGUUUUGGAGUAUAAGUCUACUGAGUAUAGUUCACGAACGCUGUUUCAGUACACCAUCCUGAAGGAACUACUGGAAAAAUCCAACUUCAGUGACUUUGUAGAGUAUAGUUUGCAUUAUGAGAAUUAUGUCAAAGACUGGAUAUACAAUCACAUCAUUAAAUGUUUCUCCAAAGACAUUUCUUUGCAAGAAUUAAAAAUGAAGAAGCUGGACAGAGUAGUUAAAAAGAUCACUAACGCAAUAGAAGCAUCUAAGCUGGAAGCCAAUGGGUCUCCUUUGCCCAAUAAUGCAGAAGGUACUACAGUUUUGAUCAAGAACCUUUGCAAAGCUUUGAGUGAUGUCAUCUCAAUAUCCAUGAGCGCAGUGGAGAGGGUCCUGUUUCAGAACACAAGCUGUUGUGAACCAUUCACCAAAAGUCUCUAUGAAUGUAUUGAUGACCUGAAACAGCAAAUAGCAAAGGAGAUCUCAGAGUCAACUGAUACCACUGAGACCCUGAACAAUGUGCCUGUAAAACCCCAAGAUGAGCUUUUCAAGAGGGUGUUUGGUUGUGGAGUGCAGUGUCCAUUUUGCAAAACACCAUGUGAAGCAGGUGGGAAGGAACAUCAGCUACACCAUGCAGCUGUACACAGACCAAAAGGACUUGGCACCUACAGAUUCUUAAAGACUAAUAUCCUUUGUGAAGAGAUUUGUACAUCUAGUGUUCAUGGCAAUGGGACGUUUCAUAACCAUGAAACAAAUUACCAACCUCAUCCGUACAAAGAUUACCGGAAAUAUUACCCAGACUGGCAUAUUGCACCUGACAUGUCUAUAGAGGCCUCAGAUUACUGGAAGUAUGUGCUGGUGACAUUCAAUAAGCAAUUUGCUGAACGGUAUAAAGCAUUGCCAGCUGUGUAUCCAGAUGCGUGGAAUGGAAUCACUAAAGAUCAGGCUUUUAUUAGUCUGAAGCAGAUGUUUAAUAUUCAAUAAUGGAUGACCUGCAAAAUAUCACUGCAAAAAUAUUGCCAUUUGUGAAGAGGACAACUCCAUCACUCACAGUUCCAUCACUAAUGUUAUCACUCAGGUGAAUCAGGAACUGGAGCGCUAAUUAUGUCUGACAAUUGAACUUCUACUGAAUUACUAUUAUCUAAAUAUAGAAUCAAUUUUACUAAAAGUUAUUUUCGGGGAUUUAAAUGGUUUCUUUUAAACAUUAUAUCUGUAUGUCUACAAUGAUAAACAAUUUUUAAAAGUGUAGUUAGGCUUGUUAUAACAUUUUGGUGAUUGGAUUAUUUCUGUGUUUGUGAUGUUAAUUCAAAUGUUACAAUUAUGUUUAAUAAUCACUUGGUUACAAUUGUUACAAAUCUUUGUUAUAAAUGUUACAGUUAUGUUUAUUAAUUACUUUCUGAAAUUAAAAUGAAUGGAUUAUUCAGAACAUAUUGUAUGAAUGUAUGAGUAUAUUCAUAAACUGAAUAAACAAUUCAUACCAUAAAUAUAUCAAUCUGUCAAUCCAAAUUGGUUGCAAGGACAAAUUUUAUUGCAGUAUGAAUUACAAAUAAACGAAUACAUAAUACAAUAAACUAAUAAUUUCUCAUAUUUAUUCAAUUUAACACUUCUACAAUCAUACAUACAUAUUAGCCAUUGCACUGAAUGGGUGCCAUUUCUGUCCCCAGGGCCUUAUAUAUACAAAUAUGCAUGAAAAUUAACUGAAAAAAAAACAUCUUAUCAAGCAAGUUUAGUGGUUAGCACGCUCGCCUCACACCUCCAGGGUCGGGGGUUCGAUUCCCACCGUGGCCCUGUGUGUGUGGAGUUUGCAUUUUCUCCCCGUGCUGCGGGGGUUUCCUCCACGUACUCUGGUUUCCGGAGUGCACCAGGUAGUGUUGUCACCUUAAAGCUCCAGGUUCCCUGGUUUGAUCCAACUACAAGCUUGCAACUUUAAAAAACAAUUAAUCAUUGUAAAGCGCUGUUGUUUCUAAGAGUGAUGAGAUGACACUCAGUAGAUGUACCUGUACCCGUACAGUUGGACAUUCCACUAAUUAACUGCAUGACAAGUUUGAUCUGAAAUGAGAUGAACUUAAUAUUUUGUGAAACUGAAAUAUCCUGCUGCUUACAGGGUUCUUAAAUAUUAAUAAAAUAA